GCCUCUCCUCACACCCCACAACCCCAAAAGACCCCAUCUCUCUUCCUCUCUUCUUCUUUAGAGCAUAGGUUAGGGAAGAAAUCAAUGGCUGCUAGGGGUGCAAUUGGUAUUGUGUCUGUAGUACUGUUUCUGACUUUUGCUGAUGCAAGAAUUCCUGGUGUUUACACUGGUGGAUCCUGGCAGAGCGCCCAUGCUACUUUCUAUGGUGGCAGUGAUGCUUCUGGGACAAUGGGUGGUGCUUGUGGGUAUGGAAAUCUGUACAGCCAAGGCUAUGGGGUUAACACUGCAGCACUAAGCACAGCCCUGUUCAACAAUGGACUUAGUUGUGGUGCCUGUUUCGAAAUCAAGUGCGCUAAUGAACCACAAUGGUGCCACUCCGGCAGCCCAUCAAUCUUAAUCACAGCUACCAACUUUUGCCCUCCUAACUAUGCUCUGCCUAAUGACAAUGGCGGGUGGUGCAACCCUCCUCGCCCUCACUUCGAUCUUGCCAUGCCCAUGUUUCUCAAGAUAGCCGAGUACAGUGCCGGAAUCGUCCCCGUUGCUUAUCGCCGGGUGCCAUGCAGAAAGCAAGGAGGAAUCAGGUUCACGAUCAACGGUUUCAGUUAUUUCAACCUGGUAUUGAUCACCAACGUCGCAGGUGCAGGAGAUAUCGUGAAGGCGAGCGUGAAGGGCGCAAAUACUGGAUGGAUGACGAUGAGCCGUAACUGGGGUCAAAACUGGCAAUCAAAUGCUAUUUUAGUUGGUCAGUCACUCUCUUUCAGGGUCACAGCCAGUGACAGACGUACCUCCACCUCUUGGAAUAUUGUCCCUUCACAUUGGCAGUUUGGUCAAACUUUCACUGGAAAGAAUUUCAGGGUCUAAUUUUCCCUCUUAAUUUUUGGGUUUUUCCCUCCGUUUCUGGGAAAUGUUGAAAUGGGAAAAAUGCGUUGGUGAGCUUCUUUUAAAGAGGGUUUUUUUUUUUUUUUUAAUUUUUUUUGGGGGCAAAAGGUGAAAAAGUUCAUGUAAGGGAUGAGCUGAGGAGGCUGCACAGUCAAAUAGCCCGCAGCUUUUGUUUACCAUAAUGUUAUAAUAUAAUAUAUAUUUUAAUGGUACUAUUUUGUGUAAA
Messenger RNA from Hevea brasiliensis (rubber tree), 1105 nucleotides. Its product is annotated as expansin-A4. The transcript is spliced from 3 exons. Gene Ontology annotation, cellular component: extracellular region. Gene Ontology annotation, biological process: plant-type cell wall organization. Lineage: Eukaryota; Viridiplantae; Streptophyta; Magnoliopsida; Malpighiales; Euphorbiaceae. The record is from RefSeq and is a predicted model, not a curated record. Bases 85 to 861 code for a protein of 258 amino acids.